Trichomonas vaginalis G3 is the source of this 507-nucleotide messenger RNA. RefSeq lists its product as uncharacterized. The record is from RefSeq and is a predicted model, not a curated record. Bases 1 to 507 code for a protein of 168 amino acids. NCBI's taxonomy places the organism in Eukaryota, Parabasalia, Trichomonadida, Trichomonadidae. The transcript has a single exon.
AUGAAGUCCUCAUGGAUUCUUGAUCUUAUAAUUAGAGAUGGAGAAUUCUAUGGUAAUCCAGACAAGAUAGAAGGAUCAAUGUGGUUUGUUUUAGCAGCAGAUGGCUAUCCACAACCCUUUUCUACACAACCAUGCUCCGCAUCACAGAAAUUGAAAUGGGAUUUUCCAUACAGAUUAACAUUACAAAUCAAUGAUAUUAAUAGAGCUUAUUUAUACGUUACAUUGUGCACGUAUGGACCAAAAGGAUUUGGCGUUGAAGCUCUUGGACGCUCAAGAUUUGGACUUAGAUCUUUACCAUUAGGAAGUCCAAAACAAUUUUCGUUCCCAAUCAUGGAUUCUAAAAACUCUGCAAAUGAAAUUAUGAGUGUGAGAGUUGUAGCAACUUUGUCAAUGAUAGCUCCUCAAUUUUACCUUAUUUCAAAUCCGAUGUAUCAUUCUGAAAAUACUUUAAUACAGCCUUCACCAGUUAAGAAUGAAAUAUCUGAGUUUCGGACGCUACCAAAGUGA